UGCUCGCGCCGUGAGGAAGUGAGCUGCCAUUGGAUGCGCCGCGCGUUGCGUACCAAAUGAUUUCUACAGUGCGUGCUGCACUGGACCCCCUACCUGAGUUUUACCUUGUUGUUAUUUCUUUCUCUGCGGUGUCUUUGACAACACCUUGACAGGGUCAGGAUGGACCUGGUGUUAAAUGUUGCAGAUUAUUACUUUUUCACUCCAUAUGUGUAUCCAUCAUCAUGGGCUGAGGAUGAACCUCUACGACAGAUCAUCGGUUUAAUGGUGGUCACCAACCUGGGUGCUGCAAUCCUGUAUCUUGGCCUGGGUGCUUUAAGCUACUUUUUUGUUUUUGACCACAAAUUAAAGCAACACCCUCAAUUUUUGGAGAACCAGGUGCAACGAGAAAUAAAGUAUGCGUUGUGGUCUUUACCCUGGAUUAGUGUUCCUACAGUGGCGUUGUUUUUUGCUGAGGUCAGAGGUUACAGCAAACUGUACGACAAUGUUGACGAGUCGCCACUCGGUUGGUCGGGGCUGAUUUUCAGCAUGGUGUCCUUCCUGUUUUUUACUGACAUGUGUAUUUACUGGAUUCACAGAUUUCUUCACCACAAGUUGAUAUAUAAGUAUUUUCACAAACCACACCACAUUUGGAAGAUUCCGAGCCCAUUUGCCAGCCACGCUUUCCACCCUGUUGAUGGAUUUCUUCAAGGCCUCCCGUACCACAUCUACCCCUUCUUCUUUCCUCUACACAAGGUUCUGUACUUAGUCCUGUAUGUGUUUGUCAAUGUGUGGACCAUUUCUAUUCACGAUGGCGACUACCGUGUGCCCAAUCUGUUCGAACCAGUCAUUAACGGUUCAGCUCACCACACAGACCACCACCUCUUCUUUGACUACAACUACGGGCAGUACUUUACUCUGUGGGACCGCAUCGGAGGCUCAUACCGUUACCCUUCUCCGCUAAUGGGAAAAGGGCCACACGACUUCAUCAAGAAGUUAAUGGCAGAAGGAAAGCUGAACUCAAAUGGCAUUAAUGGACAUAAUAGUAAAAACAACUCUCGUGACAAGAAAGAGUAGGUGGGCAUGUAAAAGCAUCUUGAAUGAGUUCAAGGUAAGAGAUUAACCCUUAAAAUAUUCCUUUGUGAAAGGGAUUUGAUAAUUCAAGGCCUCUUUCUAUAAGGACUUGUCUUUGAAAUAUCAGUUGUCCAUAAAAGAUGUUUACUCCUGCCAAAAAAAAUAGAAACAAGUAUAUUUCAUUGCCAAAUAGAAACAUUACCCUUUGUGUUGUGUUGCCCUGGUAUUCUUUUGAUUUUAUGUAACUUAAUAUGAAUUCAUAUACAAUUAUAUUUCAAUUAAUGAAGGCUUCUGUCAAGUAGACAUCUAUAAUUUUGCUGUCAAAAACAUUUAACUAAUUCAUGAGGAGUGACAGGACUCUAACUUCAGUACAUCUCAGCUCACCUUUGUGAUAACACAAAGCACAUUUCAAAUUAAAUAAGUCUCUUGAUAGAUAUGUUUGUCAUUGAACAGAUCACUGUUAUAAAGACCAGUAAGUAGAAAUAUAAUAUAAAUGGUUUUGCUGAUCACAGAAAGGAACUGUAAUCUGUGGUCUAUUUUUUUAUAUGAAUAACAUGCUCUGUCCAAAUAAAAAAAUAAUAUAUAUAUAUAUAUAUAUAUAUAUAUAUAUAUAUAUAUAUAUAUAUAUAUAUAUAUAUAUAUAUAUAUAUAUAUAUAUGUUGAUGGUAAUGUAACUGUUGUCUUUAUCAAUUUUUUCACAGUGGAUUUUCCUAAUCACUAACUUCCAAUUAUUACAUAAAUAUUUUUUCAUGCAGAAAUGUGUUGAUCAUGAAAAUCUGAGAUCGUUAUUUAAUAAACUUAUCUCCAUCAGAAAUGAGCCAAUGAUAUUGACUGAAUGCUUUCGUAUUAUACGUUCAUGAAAUACUUUCACCUCAGAUCUGCUUAAUCCGGCCACAGGGCCUUCAGAAAUACCACUUUGUUGGCAGAAAUCGCUAAAUGUGAUUUUUCGGCAAAAUCCUCUUAAGUGCACAGAAGAAAAAUUGAAUAAACCACAGCAGGCAUACGUCAAGGUACCCAGUUAAAGAAGGUUUACAGAAUAUAUUAGGAUAUUGACUGAAUUUUUAAGCCUUUUAGAUUUAUUCAGAAAGGACAGUAAAGAGUGACUGGAGACAUUUUUUGAAGUGGAGAUUUUUGCAUAUAAAUACAGGGUUUUAGAGCAAAAGUGACAAUGAACCUAAAUAUAUCAGCCUAACAAAAAAUGCUCAUUUACAAGAAAACAUGUCAGACGCACUUAGAGGGUUUUGCAGUGCACUCUUCAUGUAUUUAUGUAAGCAAGUAUCCAUGUAAGGUAAUGAGGUAAUAUUACAGCCAAAAGGUCAUUUUUGAGUCUGGGGUUUAUAUGACCAGCUGACUGUAUAUAAUGAUAAUGUAAUGUAAGUCUUUCAUUGAUUCUUCAGACUGACAGACACUUUUUGGCUGGGGUAAAUAAAGUUAUAUCACUCGCUCAAGUUACACAUUGUUGAAAGUGUACUUUGGAUAUUAGCCAAGCUUAAUAAUCACUGAAGUUUUAUUUUCCUUGUUGCAUAGCAACAGACAGACAGAGUCCUUGUGCAUCAUCUUAUACACAGUAGAGGGGGCUGUUGCAUCAACAUUUAUUCAGUCAUUUGUGAUUUUAUAGCAUUGCACAGAUAGAUGCACCUUUUCAGAACAAAUUAACUGUAGUUUUUAAUCAUUUAUUCGGCUUGUAGUGUGUGCAAUAAAAAUAGCAGCAAAACCAGAAUUCAUUCAUACAUCAACAUAUUGCUUCUGGUAGGAAAGGAGAUUUUAAAGAGAAAUUAAUUUCUCUGUUAACAAGGCUUGAUGAGGGGUGAUCAUGGAAAGUGUUACCAUUUAAAGCAAACAAAAUAAACUUAAAUUAAUUAUAUUGAAUUAUUUAUUAUUUAAAUGUGGGGGAGAAUGAUAGGAGCCAUGCUUUGAGAGUCAAAUUUAAUUCCUGCUAUAAAAACAUCUUUGCAAACUAAUUAGUGUCUAUGGCAACAGUUUAUUUUUAUGACUAAUAGAAUUUCAGAAAGGUUAUGAAAAGAGAUUUACACAAGAACUACACUGACCAAAAUAAUAAACGCAACAAUUUUGUUUUCGCACCCAUUUUUCAUGAGCUGACCUGAAAGAUCAAAAACUUUUUCUAUGUUUACAAAAGGCCUCUCAAAUAUUGUUCACAAAUCUGUGUUAGUGAGCACUUCUCCUUUGCAGAGAUAAUCCAUCCACCUCACAGGGUUGGCAUAUCAAGAUACUGAUUUAUACAGCAUGACGAUUACACAGGUGUGCCUUAGGCUGGCCACAAUAAAAGGCCACUCUAUAUAGGCCUUUUGUGUACAUAUCUUAGACCUUUCAGUUCAGCUCAUGAAAAAUCAAAAGUGUUGCGUUUAUAAUUUUAGUCAGUGUAACAUUAUUUAAAUCAGUUGUUAAAGAUGCAUUUUUGGGGAGUUUAAUGAUUGCCUUUCUGGUAAAGUGUUGUACCACAUUAUUAUUUGCAUAAAUGCUAUAAACAUAUCUAAAAAAAAAACCAUGAUUAUUACAGUUCUUUAUGUAUUUGUAUGUUCAGGGUCUCGUUUUGACUUUAUUAAAGAGAAAUACGUUUAUAACCAAA
Messenger RNA from Paramisgurnus dabryanus, 3637 nucleotides. It is a transcript of the gene sc5d, whose product is annotated as sterol-C5-desaturase. Gene Ontology annotation, molecular function: oxidoreductase activity; iron ion binding. The record is from RefSeq and is a predicted model, not a curated record. Gene Ontology annotation, biological process: lipid biosynthetic process. NCBI's taxonomy places the organism in Eukaryota, Metazoa, Chordata, Actinopteri, Cypriniformes, Cobitidae.